Molecule: messenger RNA, 3436 nt
Organism: Malaya genurostris
Lineage: Eukaryota; Metazoa; Arthropoda; Insecta; Diptera; Culicidae
Exons: 5
Coding region: 1631-3436 (601 amino acids)
Biological process (GO): regulation of transcription by RNA polymerase II
Cellular component (GO): nucleus
Source: RefSeq, a predicted model, not a curated record
AGUACUUAAAGUGCUUCCUUAGAAUGACUGCUCCCAUUCUCCGUCGAUGCUUAAACAGAUACUAAGAGUAACAUUCACCCUUAGGUUUGUCUCUAACACUCUUCGGAACUAACUGGAUCUUUAUGACGUUACUAAUAUUUUUGCUCUCCCUUUCUCCAUAUCUUAAACAUCUUUGGAGUCAAUUACCAUCUCAUUUGCCGCUUUUAAUUCCUUCCACCCUCCCUCCUUCAAACCCCUCUCUUUUUUGGUCCUUCUUUUCUGCAUAACUGUUAAUUACCGCUCUCUAAGGGCCGCUCUCGUCGAUGUCCAGCAUGCGCUGGACAGUUUCGUAACUUGAGGAUGUUUCCCGCGGACCCACACGGACAGGAAGAUGUGGCCUUCAACGCUACGUGCCAGCCACUUUCGACCAUCACUUGGAGGUAUACUAUUACUUAGUAUUGAACCCUUAUAUUGGAAUAAAAAGAUGAGGAGGUUUUAUGCCUGCUGGAGAGAGAGAUUGUAGAUUUCAGCUCCAGCGGAUUUUUUUCAUGCUCAUAAAUAAAUAAAUGAUAAAUGAAUCCUCUAUGUAACAAUAGGAAUCAUUGUAAGUAGCAAUAACUUCACGUCUUUUUAGCGAUUUAUGUUGAAUUGCGAGGUGGUAUACCGACUCGACAAAAACUGUUAUGCACAGGUGAGUCGAAAACACAAUGAAAAGGUAAUACAGAAAAAAUCAAUUAUUUCAUUUAAUGCACUUGUCCGGAAAAACAAAAUCGUAUUCAUUGCUUUGGUAGUACUUUGAAAAACCCAUCAGUAUAACCUCGAAAAAACGUGGACACAAAAAAGAAAACCGUCGCCACGGUUCUCUCGCUCGGAAUAAUACUGCACUCGUUUAUGGUUGCUCUUCUGCUCUGCCUCAUUCAUCCAACAACAAUUGAAAAACUUUGACUCAGGUACAGUGAUGCGAACGGUACCGGUAAAAUACAUUUCUUUCCCUACAUUCUACACACUCAAAGUGCUACCGCCUGCUACAACUGCUGGUAGAUACAUUUACUCUAGAGAGUGUACCAGCGACGAUGAGAACGGUGAAGGUAAAAUAUAUUUUGUUCUGCUUCAUUCUACUCUUUCUUAGGUUUACAGCACUCUACAGUAGGCUGGGCGAUACAUUUGCUCAAAGCUACCGCCGCUUUUAAAAAUGUAAUAUAGCUUUCUACCGCCGUCGAAAAAAAGUAUUCUACCGCUGUACUUUACAUUGUUCGCUCAAAAUGGUAGCGCACGUGUUUACGUUGAACGUUAACAAAUGAUUAUUAUUUAAUAUAUAAACAUUAUGUGUUGACGAUUUUUUUGUAUUUCUCAAGACCAGAUUAUAUUUUAUUUAAAUAGUAGAUCGUUUGAUAUGCUUGAUAAUCUUCCCGAAUGGUGUAAUGAAUUAUUUGUUUUCAAGACCCUUUUUAAAUGAAGAAUUCAAUGCUUUGCUGCGUUGAAACGUACUGAUUAGAUUUUAGCAGAUGAAAAAGUAAACAAAGAGAAACAAUUUACUUUUGUGACCUUAUGAAAUGGUUACGUCGACUUGUCAAUUUUUUCCCUUCAUUAACAGUGAAUGUUGUUGUUCCUGAAAUCCUAUUUUUUCCAAAUCGAUUCGUGAUCGUGAAAAAUGACUGAUUCAUCGAAAAUAAAGCGUUUUUAUCGGGACAUAGCCAAUGAUUGUUAUAAGUGUGAAGGUGAUUUUAUAAUUUGUAACAUCGAUUCUACUCGAAACUGUACGUACAAAAAAUUAAAAAGUAGUUAUGAUCCCGGAAAUUUUGUUAAGCAUUUACGAAAUGUGCAUCCGGAAAAGGCUCUGGAAUACGGACUACUGAAGCAAGGAUAUGCACCAGAAAAGAAAAGGAAAAUUCUUAAAACAUCAAUAGCACUCGACAGACAAGCUGUGGUUGAAUCUUUGGUAAAAAUGGUAUCACUUCAUCACUUGCCCCUAUGCGCCGUUGAAUGGGAAGGUUUUCGAGAACUGCUAGAUCCAAUUUGCGAAGCACUUAAAUUUAAAAUCAAUCGAGACAAUAUCUCCCGCCAUAUUGAACAAUGCGCAGUAAAUAUUAGGGAAAAAAUUGCAGCUGAAAUGCAAGGUCGAUUAAUAUGCAUUAAAGUCGACUCUGCGUCCCGAUAUGGCCGUCAUGUAGUGGGCAUAAAUGCGCAAUAUAAUAAAGAUGAUACUGUGAUUAUUAGAACCCUAGCAAUGAUGGAAGUUAAAUGUCGCCAGACUGGUAAAUUCCUAAAGUCAAAAAUCGAUGAUGUACUGAAGAUGUACGGAGUCGCACAAGAACAACUAUUUAGUGUUACUUGUGACAACGGUGCUAAUAUGAUUGCCGCUGUUCGGGAGAUGCAGAAAGAUGCGGUUGCGUUCAUAGAUGAAGAAGCAGAUGCAGAUGAUGUAUUAUCUGAUCAGUCUAUGUUAGAGUACGAGAAAGAAAUUAGUUUGGUACGUUGUGCAGUGCAUACAAUGCAGUUGGCAGUGCACGACGUUGUUAAAACGUACGAUUCUAGCAUACGUGAAAUUGCUAAAGUAGCCGUAACUUGCCGGCAAAUAAUAUAUAAAAGCUCCUUCGAAAUACAUAAAACUCCAUUGCCACCACUAUUCUCUCGGACCAGAUGGGGAGGAGUUUACAUUAUGCUUGAACAUUUCAAGACACAUGAGCUUUUUUAUAGGGAAAUGGGAAGUUCAUACAACGUACUUGAUCUUGAUUCACAUUGGGAAUUCAUAUGUCAUUAUGUUGAGGCAUUCGAACCCAUUUUUAGGUGCACUAAAGAAAUGCAGUCGAAGCAUGUCAGCUUAUCUUGCUUCUAUAUUCAGUGGCUGAAGGCCAUUAUGGAAGUUAAAAAGAUAGCGUCCAAUGCAUUAACAACAAAAUUAGUAUCUGCUUUAACCGUCAGAUUAAGUGGUUUGAAAACUAGUAUGGUUUUCAAAGCAUGUAUGUUGUUGGAUCCCAGAUUAAAUUAUUUGAAUUCAAAUAUUCUGACUGUGGAGGAUAAACUAGAGACAAGGCAAUUUCUAAUAGCUACAAAUGACCGUCUCUCCAAAAUUCGAAAAAUUGAAAUGAAAAAUGAAAGUAAAUCAACGGAAACAAUCGAAAGUGAUGAGUUCGACACAUUCCUUACCGAAAUGCUAGGGGGAGGAUUACCCAAUACUAAUUGCAGUUCCGUAACAUUACACCAGCAACUUAACGCACUGGAUUUAGAACCGCAUCAAAGUUAUAGCUUUGAUGUUUGGAAGGUUCCACCGCGUAGUACACAAAACUUGACUUUCCCGGAAUGGUUAUGUCACCCUCUUGUUCCCGGGAGCGAACUUAAUCACGCGACCCCCGUUGCUCCGGUUCCCACUUUAGCGGAAUUCAACUACCCGCAAACGAAGGACAACAAGCAGCACUUGGCCACGCAAAUAUCACUCAAUCCACGGUGCCACGGGUAG